UCCCACACGCCCAUUACAAUUAACAAUCACAAUUUCUUUCUCAUUAAUUUUGUAUUUCUUUCUUCUUCACAUUUCCAAAGUAUAAAACACACACUGAGACCGAACCGGAUUGCAAUUCUCGAGUGAUUGGCCAUGGCGUCGUCGUCUUCUUCCUCCGAAGAAUCUCAAAAUCAACCUCCACAAGAACACCACCAACUCCCACUCAAAGAUAAGGAAAAGGAAAAGGAAAAAGAGUGCGUUUACAAGACCAAGCCCAUUCAAUUUCUUGGUCGCCCUACGCCUAUUGUUCUCCAAAACGAUAAUGGCCCAUGCCCUCUUCUCGCCAUAUGUAAUGUCCUCUUGUUGCGGAAUAACUUAAAUUUGGGUCCAGAUGCUACUGAAGUAUCCCAGGAAAAAUUGUUAUCUCUGGUUGCUGAACGGUUGAUUGAUUCGAAUAGUAAUGUCGAUAAUAAAGAUGCUGGUUUUGUUGAGAAUCAACAGCAGAACAUUGCUGAUGCCAUUGAUCUGCUGCCACGUCUAGCAACAGGGAUAGAUGUAAAUAUUAAGUUUAGGAGAAUUGAUGAUUUUGAAUUCACUCCAGAAUGUGCGAUUUUUGAUUUGCUGGACAUUCCUCUAUAUCAUGGUUGGAUAGUUGAUCCGCAGGAUCACGAUACUGCUAGUGCAAUUGAUUCCAAGUCCUACAAUGCUAUCAUGGAGGAGCUUGUUGCUCUAGAAACGCAACACAUGGAGGAUCAGUGUAAGAACAAUCCUGAAGAUGAUUGUAUUGAUUUUGUUGCUGCAACAACAGCCACACUUGGAGUUCCGUCGCCAAAUCUUUCAAAAGUUAGAUCUUUUGAUGAAUCACCUCGUUCAAUCUCUGAUGAGCAACCAUUGAGAAAAGGGGAUCUUGAAGAAGAGGCAGAGUUGUUGAAAGCCUUGAGAUUGUCUGAAUCUGAAACACCAAUCUUAAUGGAUAAUCAUGGUGUUGCCUGUGCUGAGGGGAACACUAAAUCUACUAAACUGGAUGAGGGGCCAUCUCCUGGAAAUGUUUCAGUCAUAGAAGAUGUAGAGAAGACCAUAGCAAAAGACAUCUGUGCUGCAGACAAUAAUCUUAACGAACAGUCAGAUUCAUUGACUGCAGAUACUGGCAAAACCUCAGUAAGCAAGAGCGAUGGAGAUGUUUCACCUUUUCCCAAUGCCACAGAGCAAGUAAGCUCUUCACCAUUGAAGCCUGAUGCUGGAAAACACCUUGAUCAGACUGUGGAGUCUGAAGGGCAUAUGAUUUGCCCUGAUAUGUUGGAGAAGAACAAUCAUGAAACAUUGGUUCAGACUGUCACCAGUUCUAGAAGUGAUGGUGCAUUGGCAAAUGAGAGUCACGAGGAUUCUUCUCCAAUGAAUGAUAAUAACUCUUUUCCAGCUGCUUGUGAAACAGUUGAUCAUAGACCAGUUGAUAAGGAAGACCCAACCGAAGUAUCUGGGCCAUCUCCAUCUGUUAAUUGUACAGAUUCAGUAGAUGGUAAAAUCCAAUGUAUUGAGGCACCUGAAGGUUUGACUUCAUCUGUUGGUAGUGAGCCCAUAUAUGAAGGUGAGGAAUGUAUAUUGGAUCCAAGAAGUACAGUUCUUGAAGAUCGAGAGCCUGUAUAUGAAGGUGAAGUGGUUCUUGCAGAACAGGGAUGUGGAAGCUCCAUAAAUUUCCGUAAUAUACAGUCAAAGGUUGAAAUUAGUCCAAGACAAGGGGAGCUGAUCAGGAAUUUUUUGAAGAAUAAUGCAAGUCAGCUAACAUUUUAUGGCCUUUUCUGCUUACAAGAGGGUCUUAAGGAGCGUGAGCUUUGUGUUUUUUUCCGUAAUAACCACUUCAGCACCAUGUUUAAGCUUGAUGGCCAGCUUUAUCUUUUAGCUACAGACCAAGGUUACAUUCAUCAACCUGAUUUGGUGUGGGAAAAGCUAAAUGAGGUAAAUGGAGACACUUUAUUUAUGACGAGUAAUUUCAAAGAAUUCAAAGUAGAAAGUCCUUCAAAUGAGUCUUGGGAUGAACAAAAUGCCAUGACAAGCACAGCGGACUAUCUUGCAAGCAUUGAUGCUACUAAACAUGCCGGAUUGGAUUUGAAUUCUGACCUGCAACUAGCAAUAGCCCUGCAACAGCAAGAGUUUGAACAACAACCACAGCGACAAAAUGUGCAGCAGCCAUCUUCAGGUGGCAGUUCAAGGUUGGUCGUGGGUCCUCAGGUGCCUAGAACUAGUGGCAAAACCCCGCCGUCUUCUUCCUCAAGGACUGACACGAAAUCAAAGGAGAAGUGCAGUGUGAUGUGAAUUUUGGUUUGCAGAUUCGAUAGAAAAUCAUUUUCAUUUUUGUUUUUGUUUAUUUUAUUUUCAUUCCCCUGUAAAUGGUUUGUUGUCUUCUCAAUGGAACCACAUGCUGUUGACUAACCUAAUUCCUUAAGAGAGUAUGGAUACAGUUUUCCAUUUUGUA
Messenger RNA from Cucumis melo (muskmelon), 2449 nucleotides. RefSeq lists its product as uncharacterized. Gene Ontology annotation, cellular component: cell periphery; cytosol. Gene Ontology annotation, biological process: protein K48-linked deubiquitination. The coding region runs from base 133 to 2289 and encodes 718 amino acids. The transcript is spliced from 12 exons. NCBI's taxonomy places the organism in Eukaryota, Viridiplantae, Streptophyta, Magnoliopsida, Cucurbitales, Cucurbitaceae. The record is from RefSeq and is a predicted model, not a curated record. Gene Ontology annotation, molecular function: cysteine-type carboxypeptidase activity; cysteine-type deubiquitinase activity; K48-linked deubiquitinase activity.